UUCACUUCAGAGUUGUGAAAUUAUAUCAUUAUGAGUAAAUUAUGUUCCACUAGUUCCACACAUUGUUGUUCCUCUUUCUUUGCUGUACCAUAGAAUGGAGCAGAUUAUGGAUAACAAUGUCCGGGAUAUUGAACAAAAGAUUAUGUAAUUGUGCGUUGCUUGGAAUUGCGCAAUUACCUAAACCUCGCUGGAUAAUGAUAUGCAUGAAUCCACCACAUGAAUCAAUUCCAGACAGACUAAACUACCUGUCAAAUAAAAUCAGAAACCAGUUUUUGGCAAAGUGGAUAAAUUAGACCUAAACUAAUCUUAUAACUUUUUCUCACUAUUAUAAUUUUUUUAACAAAUUUUCCCUGUACUGGUUUUCCCUGUCCGUCUAUACAUAUAGAAGGUGUGGUUUUGUUUACAUACUUUGCAUAAAUAUAAUACAUAUACAUACGCAGUUGUGGCGAUUAGUUUGUCAGUUGAUCAAAAAUGAAGUGGCCACUGUUACAUAUCACCAUCUCCGCCAAGGAGCUGUGUCAAGCCUUGGUAAGGGAACUGCUGGGGUCAUGCCUUCUGAUCGUGAUGGGGUGUGGAAGUGUCCUCGCUGCACAGUUCGGAAAUCCACAAACAUUUAACAUAACCGGAGCCUCGCUUUGCUGGGGGAUCACUGUAGCGACACUUGCCUUGAGCCUCCAAUGCCACAUGAAUCCCGCUGUGACCAUCGCUCUCGCAUCAAUCGGUCAAAUUUCCAUUCCAACUGGAGCUCUCUACAUUGUCACACAAUGUGCUGGUACGACUUUGGGGGCCCAAAUCCUGGUGGGCCUUACCCCCAAAAAUUUUACUUGGGCCUUGGGAGCUACCCAGUUGAAUAGCGUGUCACAACUCCAAGGUUUUGGAAUGGAAAUCAUCUCAACUUUCCUCCUCCUCUUGGUAAUUUCUGGUGCCAAUGAUAAGACUCGGAAUGCUCAACAGGGAUCAGCACCUCUUGCAAUCGGCCUCUGUGUAACGGCGCUGAUAUUGUUUUGUGGUCCUUUCACGGGAGCAAGUAUGAACCCUGCGAGAUCAUUUGGCCCCUCUCUCAUCACCGGAAAUUGGAAGAAUCACUGGCUUUAUUGGGCAGGCCCGAUCAUCGGAGCGGUCGCGGGUGUUGUCUGUUACCAUUUCUUAUUCCAGUCGUCCGAAAAGUCCGAUAUCCGACAGGAAGAAAUUAUUAAAACGGGAAAUAAUGACCAAAACAAGAAAAUGCAGUCCAUCGGAGGAGAAAACAAUCCCAGCUUUGCAUAAAGUCUUAAACGACUCGUGGGCGAAACUAUCUUGUUUAUGAAACAAUUAAACUGUAGAGUAAGAUAAUUAUAGGAUAAAUAGUUAAGAACUUGUUUUCAUACUCGACGGUCAAAAUUUUCCACUAUAAUAAAAUAAUCCUGUAAAUAGAGUGAUGGGUAUUGAUCAGUUCAAUAUUUCAUGUAAUUGCAGGCACUUCCGACAAUGUUCUUCCUACGUAGGUAGGAAAUUUGGUAGUCAAUAUAAGCGUGUGCUCAGUGAUAUACAAUUUGAAAUUACAUUAUAUAAUUUGAAAUCGCAUUACGCUGACAGAGUCACCUUUUCUAUGGUUUUGGUCACACUGGUUCUGGACAUAAUCUGCUGAAUAAGUGAAAUAGACGUCAGCAGACGUGGCUAAUCACGUUAAAAAUACAUCAACCAUUUCCUCGUUUACUGAGAAACAUUAUCACGAAAUAACUUAUACAGCAGAAUUUUACGCUGAAUUUUGACAGACAACGGGGCUAAUUACCCCCUUGAGGUCAACCAUUGUUCAAGUAGGUUUAAAUGUAAAUGACCACCGCUUAGCUUAUGCAUAAGCUAAACGGUGGUCAAUUUACUUUUGGGUUGGUUCUUCUGCGAAGAAAGGUAUUCGACAUUUGUAAGAAGAAAAAAGCAAUAAGAGCGGUCCGACAAGUACGAAAAAAUGCAUGAUUGGAAAAAACAAAGUUCUUGAGAGCCUAAAUUACUUGAAUUAUUUCAGACCCUUGCUGUGGAAUUGAAAAUCAGCAUAAUCACUUCCAUUUCAGAUUAAAUUGUGUUUGUUGUAUCCACCUUGAAAGCAAAUGUCUUUCCUGAAAAUUUUACGCGAGAUUAGUCCAAAUUGCUAUAUAUGUUCAAAGCUCAAAUUCUAUUGUCCAGUCUAGAAAAAUGUUUCGAGAAAGGAAAAUCAGUUCGCCCAAGCGAUUUGAGGAGAAAGUCGUCGACUUUGAUAUAAAAAAGCUACAUGGUAAUUGUUUCACAUAAUGUAACGCACUAACGCCAUAUUUUCAAAAAACUUUUUACAUAUGAACGUAUCCGAAUAGAGAUAUAUUGGUUUAUUAGGAUACACUAAUUAAUCUGAUUAAAUAUAUAGUUUCCUUGUAUUAAUAAGUUAUGACAUUUCUUUAUUAAUUAAUAAAAGUGUAUAGUGAAACGGUUUA
Folsomia candida is the source of this 2441-nucleotide messenger RNA. Its product is annotated as aquaporin AQPAe.a. NCBI's taxonomy places the organism in Eukaryota, Metazoa, Arthropoda, Collembola, Entomobryomorpha, Isotomidae. Gene Ontology annotation, cellular component: plasma membrane. Gene Ontology annotation, molecular function: water channel activity. The transcript is spliced from 4 exons. Bases 472 to 1266 code for a protein of 264 amino acids. Gene Ontology annotation, biological process: transmembrane transport. The record is from RefSeq and is a predicted model, not a curated record.